AUGCUGGGGAUAUGGUUUUCUCCUCUUAUAGAGGAGAUUCUGGAGGUCCUAAUGAUACAAGUAUCUUGUUCUCUUAUAUUUUUGAAAUUUAUAAAUAUACUUUUUUUGUAGAUACUUUUAAGUGAAAACAACUCAAUGAAGCUCGUAAAUCCCAAAUAUAUAUCAAAAAUCAAAGCAAACAAAAUAUUGCAAAGUGCACAAAGUAAGUAAACAAAGACUUUAUACCCGAAUUCCAAGAAUAAAAUACUGAUUACAGCCUUAAAAAUAUGCGUAUUCAACGAGAGCUACUGAUAAGCCACUCUCUUAUUAAGGCACAGGCACUGCCAUGCAUAGCUCAGUUCAAGCUUCUCAACUUAAGCUGAUGAUAAUGAAAGAUGCAGCCGUGUUAUUUGUUUGUCUGGCUCUUGCGAUCCUUAGACCCGGAGUAGAAGCCGUAUCACCACCGUAUUUACUGGAUCCGCAAUGUGCCAAGGAAGUCCAUGUACAAGUGGUUAAUGGUCAAGAUGCCAGCAUACUCAAUAAUCCCUGGAUGGCGCAAAUAAUCGAAGGGGGAUCUUUUAUUUGCGGAGGUUCUCUGAUUAGCCCUCGUUACGUACUGACGGCGGCCCAUUGUCGUGGCAAAACCAACCAGGGAUUAAAAGUGCGCCUUGGAGACUACAAUAUAGGCACACAAUUUGAUUGCACGAAUGAAGGUUGCAUUCCCAGGCCCAAGGACUACGCGGUAGACCGAACGUUCGUCCACAGGUCCUUUGUGGAAUACCACAAUUAUGAUUUGGCUCUUUUGCGGUUAAACACUGCAGUGCCCUAUGGAGUUCACAUCAGACCGGUCUGCCUGCUCAUGGGAGGCAACUCCAACUGGCGUUGGAAUCUCCUGCAGACCAUUCCCAGCUUCAAUGUCACCGGCUGGGGUCGUACGGCCACCACAAAAGUUAGUUUCCCCCUCCAGCAAGCCGAGUUGCAGCACUACGAUAAUAGUCAUUGCAUCCGAAGCUUCGGAAGGCAACUGGAUCACACCCACAUCUGUGCGGGUCAACCUUAUAGCUUCACCUGCAACGGCGACUCUGGCGGACCCUUGACUGCUAAGGCACCAGCCGUGGCUGGUAAUCAUAUUGUGCUUUUUGGCCUGGUUAGUUAUGGCUUUAAUCAAUGCAAUGGGCCCAGUGUCUUUACGAAUGUCCUUCCCUACACCAAUUGGAUACUGUGGCACAUAAACCGUUACCCAUGAAAAAUAUAAGAUUUUUUAUGAUGCAAUAUAAAAUAUA
Messenger RNA from Drosophila kikkawai, 1262 nucleotides. Its product is annotated as serine protease grass-like. The record is from RefSeq and is a predicted model, not a curated record. Gene Ontology annotation, molecular function: serine-type endopeptidase activity. Gene Ontology annotation, biological process: proteolysis. NCBI's taxonomy places the organism in Eukaryota, Metazoa, Arthropoda, Insecta, Diptera, Drosophilidae.